ACACCAACUGCUAGCUAGACGCCAUGGCAACAAGUGUUAUCAACUGCUUCACAAGCUUCCUGGCUGGUUUUGUCGUAUUCUCCGUGCUUGGUUACAUGGCGUACGUUGCGGAAAUAGAAAUCGAUGAUAUAGCUGUAGCCGGUCCAGGUCUGGUGUUUGUGGUUUACCCGGAAGCAGUUUCUAUGAUGAGCGGUUCAACUUUCUGGGCAAUCAUUUUCUUUUUGAUGCUCAUAACACUUGGUUUAGACAGUACGUUCGGAGGAUUGGAAAGUUUGAUGACAGGGUUCACAGAUGAAGUCUCGUUGAUACGGCGUCAUCGGGAAGUGUUCGUGGCUAUCCUUUUAUCAGCGUUGUUCUUGCUCGCUCUACCGACUACAACUUAUGGUGGACAAUACGUGGUGACACUACUGGACAGCCAUGCAGGCUCUUUCUCGCUGCUUUUCAUUUGUUUUGCCGAACUGAUAGCGGUCCAGUGGUGCUACGGUGUGAAGCGGUUCUCGAACGAUGUUGAAAAGAUGAUUGGUCGUCAACCAUCCCUCUACUGGAAAUUCUGUUGGGCAGCGGUUUGUCCCUGCAUUAUACUGGGGAUGUUCUGCCUGUCAAUCUACAGCUACACGGGUAUAACUCUGGGCGAUUAUCAAUUCCCCAAAUGGGCCGAAAAAGUUGGUUGGACUGUGUCGUGUUCCUCGAUGAUCGGGAUCCCUGUCUACAUCAUUUAUAAAAUCAUAUCAACAGCAGUGACACGCGAAAUGACUUUUUGGGAGUUGAUAGGACGUGGACAAGACUUUUCAUUAACAGAAGAUGAAAAUGCGAGAAACAAAUCCACCUCACCGAAGGUCGAACUUAAAUCGAUAUAUAACGGUCAACAAUGGCCUCAUCACAGCCGUACUUACCCAGAAUUGCCGUCUUAAGCGGCCCUCUUCACUACACUGCAACCAUGGAAUUUCACAUUUAAUAAUACUAAUCCACAAACACACAUACAUGCGCCUCUGUAUAUGGGUGUAUGUGGGACUCAUAAAUAUUUAUCUACAUUAUAUAUUAUAU
Messenger RNA from Octopus sinensis (East Asian common octopus), 1044 nucleotides. RefSeq names its product sodium-dependent serotonin transporter. The transcript is spliced from 9 exons. Bases 24 to 911 code for a protein of 295 amino acids. Gene Ontology annotation, cellular component: membrane. Gene Ontology annotation, biological process: sodium ion transmembrane transport. Lineage: Eukaryota; Metazoa; Mollusca; Cephalopoda; Octopoda; Octopodidae. The record is from RefSeq and is a predicted model, not a curated record.